GUAGUUAUUACAGCUUUAGAACAACAAGGUCAACCAAAGGUAGUCCAGCUAGGCAAUCAGGAGUGGACUACAGCUAUAAGCGUCUGUGCUGCUAGAUCUUGUACCCUGCCUUUUAUUAUCUACAAAGGACGCGUUCACAUCUCUGCCUGGUACAAGGAGGCAGAUAUACCACGCAAUUGGAAGCUCUCCAUCUCCAAGAGCGGCUGGACGAACAACGCGCUCGGCCUUGAGUGGCUGAAGCACUUCGACGCGCAUACAAAGGCGAGCCAGGUGGGGGCAUACAGGCUGCUCAUUUUGGACAGCCAUAAGAGCUACCUUAACUAG
Didymella exigua CBS 183.55 is the source of this 324-nucleotide messenger RNA. RefSeq names its product CENP-B protein. The annotation marks the transcript as partial. Gene Ontology annotation, molecular function: nucleic acid binding. The record is from RefSeq and is a predicted model, not a curated record. The transcript is spliced from 2 exons. Lineage: Eukaryota; Fungi; Ascomycota; Dothideomycetes; Pleosporales; Didymellaceae.